Pieris brassicae (large cabbage white) is the source of this 3341-nucleotide messenger RNA. RefSeq names its product serine/threonine-protein kinase ULK3 (gene Aduk). Gene Ontology annotation, biological process: peptidyl-serine phosphorylation; autophagy; protein autophosphorylation. NCBI's taxonomy places the organism in Eukaryota, Metazoa, Arthropoda, Insecta, Lepidoptera, Pieridae. Gene Ontology annotation, molecular function: protein serine/threonine kinase activity; ATP binding. The record is from RefSeq and is a predicted model, not a curated record. The transcript is spliced from 13 exons. The coding region runs from base 119 to 1489 and encodes 456 amino acids. Gene Ontology annotation, cellular component: autophagosome; cytoplasm.
ACAAGGAGUAAGAACUAAGAAACGAAAAGGUUCAGUAGACAAUAUUUACAAAUGUUGGUAUAGUGUUCCGAAAAACAUGAAUAUUGAAGAUCCGAGAAUAAUGUCUGAAUAAUGAAAAAUGUCUUUCCCGAAAGUAGAAGGCUAUGUUUUUACCGAGAAGCUGGGUUCGGGCAGCUAUUCAACUGUAUACAAAGCUUACACAAAGAUAGGUGCCCGUACAAUUGUAGCUAUAAAAUGUAUAGACAAGUCCAGUGUGAAGCAUUCUGGAGUAGCGGUGGAUAAUCUUAUCACAGAAAUAAGAUUAAUGAAGUCCUUAUCCCAUCCUCACAUUGUUCAUAUGAAAGAGUUCACUUGGGAUACUAAAAAUAUUUAUAUAAUAAUGGAAUACUGCUGUGGUGGAGAUCUGUCCAAAUAUAUUCAAAGAUAUGGCAGAGUUCCUGAAAAACAGGUGUUAUAUUUUCUUCAACAACUAGCGUCAGCAUUGAAGUUUCUUAGAGAAAAAGAUGUGGCUCACAUGGAUUUAAAGCCACAUAACUUGCUGUUACAUAAGCGAUCUGAUGGGAAAUAUUUAUUGAAAGUUGGUGAUUUUGGUUUCGCCCAACACCUUACUUCAGAGCGCAUGCGUUGUAUUCGCGGCUCGCCUUUAUACAUGGCCCCUGAGAUGAUAGCAGGAGACUAUGAUGCAAGAGUCGAUUUAUGGAGUACUGGUGUGAUAAUGUAUGAAUGUUUGUUUGGUCGCGCUCCCUACGCGUCGAAUACUCUACAUGAGCUUAUGAAAAAAAUACAAAGAAAGGACCCCAUACAGAUUCCACCUAAUUCCUCAAUAUCUCAGGGUUGUUGUGAUCUCUUAAUUCGUUUACUACAACACGACCCGAACAAACGUAUCUCGUAUGUAGAGUUCUUUAAUCAUGAGUACCUGGACUUGGAGCACAUGCCAAGCAAAGAGAAUUAUGAUAAGGCAGUGUGCCUUAUAAAGCAAGCAAUUGAGUUGGAUUGCGCUGGAUCGUUGGAGCCAGCGCUGCGUUGCUACAGCGAGGGGCUCCAGUACUUGGUUCCCGUCGUGCACGUGGAGACUGAUUCUAUGAGACGCACUGCCCUCACUGCUAAACUAACCAGAUAUAUGGAGCGCGCGGAAGAAAUAAUGCGAUAUGUCAAAUCGCAACAGCAAAUACCAAUAGUGUCACGGAGCGAAGCCCUGCCUCCUGUGAUAGGGCGAAGUGCCUGUUGCGUAGGUGCUGCGUCGGGGAAUACAUAUGACUUUAAUGGUGUUGAUGGCGCUACAAAUUCUAACCUGGAGAAUGGAGUGCAGGAGAGUGAUAAAUGUCAAAAUGAGCCGAUUUCAGAAGAUAAGAAAAUUAAAACUGAAAAGUCUCGCUUUGCCCGAUUUUUCGGUAGACCAGUGCCUUACUUAGAUAGAGAGAAUAGUGCCGAUGAAACUAAAAAGACAGACAAGGUUGAAGACAAUGCUGAUAUGUGCAAGAUAACAUAGAUAACAUGCGUAAUUGCUACUGAUCGUAAUUCACAGUAUCUAUAAAUAUGACCAAUUUUAGUUUAUGAUACGACCAAUUUAAAAAAAAACCGUAUAUAAAAUGUGAUUGCCCCAAGUUCUAGAACAAUAUUUAUAGCCUCUGGAUAAUUAUUUGAAUUUGGAAUAUAAUAUUAUUACAAUGUUGAACGAACCAAAGAGUUCAAUAGGAAAAUGUUGCUGGCCGUCAAUAAAAUCAACUAAAAAAAGAAGUUUAUGUAAAAAUAAAAACGCGCUAAACGCAUUUGUUUGCUAUUGUUUAUAUUACUUUUAUUUUAUUUAUCUUACAUAUGCACUGGUAGAUAAGAAGAUAAUGGUUCCAGUAUUUUUAACGUUAUCGCAUCUAUAGUUGGAUAAUGUCGUUCAGAAAUCAAUAAUAUUGCCGGUGAAGGACCCGAGGUUGAAAAUUAAAUAGAUUAUAAUUACUUUUCAAGUGGCCUUUUUAAUCACGGCCGAAUCAACAUCUCAAACUUAAGAAAUUAACUGUAUAUAUAAUUUAAUAAACAAAUUCAGAUUAACUACUAGUUCUGAAAUCAAACUAAAUUAUAAAAUUUCAACCAUUCUAGGAGCUUGUAAGGAGGUAUUUAGGUUACAGGUUUAUUGUGACAUGAUAAAAUAAAUAUAAACGCGAAAGGCACAGAUCACUAACUAUUAUGACGGAAUUGUUGUUUAGGAAAAUUAUUAUGUGCAUGUAACGUAGUCUGUGUCACAGAAACAGUUCACUCACUUCUGUUUCCUUUGCCAAAAAGGAAGGUAAUUGUGUUUUAAUACUAGAUUAUAACAACAAUAGGCAGUUUUUAAUAAAGUUAUGCACUUCUAAGGCCAGGAGGCCUACCAUGAGCUCUUAUUGCAAGGAGCCCUACCAUGAGCUCUUAUUGCAAGGAUCCCUACCAUGAGCUCUUAUUGCAAGGAGGCCUACCAUGAACUCUUAUUGCAAGGAGGCCUACCAUGAGCUCUUAUUGCCAGCCUAUUGACAACCUACAACUGAGAUGCAUCACUUAUUCGUACUAUGACAGAAAAAACGAGACAGUUUAUGUUCCCACGUGACCGUAGCCGUAAUCAGAUUUCAUUCAUUCAAUUUUUAUGAAAAUGCGUACCAUAACUGUUCAGCUGAACCAAAACAUGACCGUUGCACCUUCAAACUAUAUCAUAGUUUCAUAGAACUUUAUAAUAAUAAUUUUUAAAUCAAUACUAAAACAUAUGUCAUACGGGACUCAUUAGUUCGAUCCAAGACUCGAAUAAGAUGCUUGUUUACAAUGUACUAUGUAAUGUGAUAAGCUGUUUCAUAUCUAGGUAUAUAGUAUUAUUGACCUAUUGCCUUAUAACCCCUAGAUGGGUAAAUCCAUAGUAAAUCCUGCAUCGCGAUCGGUCUUUUCGGCUCUCUUAGCCUCAUCUGCUACUGUAGUUUGCUUGGGACGGCCACGCUUCCGCUUUCUUGCCUUCCAAUGAUAUAUGUAUGUCUACCCAUUUCCUCUUGCCUCGCUUGAUCUGGCGCUUUUUGGAGUUAAAAAUCCCAUUGUUAUAAGAUCUUCCGCAACUAUGGAUCCGAUCAGCAAUGAAAGUCUUAACAGUGUUUUUAAAUAUACUUGGGUUACAUCUAUGUAUAAGGAAACAUUAUAGACACCUCAUGAUGACUGUCACCACACGAAGUGUUACUGAAGUAAAGUGUCACUUAAAUUGGUUUACAGAUAUUUUUUUAUAAAAGUAUGAGUAACACAAGUUAACUUCGGUGGCGGUUGUUAGAGGGAUGUUCAACUUAAUUAAACAUUUUGUCAACUAUAUUUAAUGGUUGAAAACGUGAGCUUAUAACUAACAU